Dothidotthia symphoricarpi CBS 119687 is the source of this 1803-nucleotide messenger RNA. Its product is annotated as phosphatidylserine decarboxylase. The record is from RefSeq and is a predicted model, not a curated record. Gene Ontology annotation, molecular function: phosphatidylserine decarboxylase activity. Gene Ontology annotation, biological process: phosphatidylethanolamine biosynthetic process. The transcript is spliced from 3 exons. Gene Ontology annotation, cellular component: mitochondrion. Lineage: Eukaryota; Fungi; Ascomycota; Dothideomycetes; Pleosporales; Dothidotthiaceae. The coding region runs from base 52 to 1668 and encodes 538 amino acids.
CCCGCAGUCCCAGUCAGUCCUGACAAUUAGAAUAAUCCCGAUGAAGUAGCCAUGGCCUCGACCUGCUCCCGCCAGCUCCUGCGAGCCCGAUACCCCCACCAUGCCCACCCCGCCCUCACACGCACGUGCGUCCCCUCGCGCACCUUCUCGUCGACGCGCACCGCCUGGGACCAGCAAAACUUCCACCGCAAAGAGUCGUUCCGCUCGCGGCUGAACUCGGCCCUCAAGGGCACCAAGAUCAAAUGGGAGCCCAUCCCCAUCGCCCUGGGCAUCGGCUUCCUGGGCGCCUUCCAGCUCUACCGCAUCCAGCGCCGGGAGAAGCACACGCAGGCCGAGGGGGAGCGCGGGGAAGAGGGCCUCGACCAGCAGGGCCGCCCCAAGAAGCGCGACAGGAUACGGCCGAGCGGGCCAUGGACAGUCCAGGUCAUGUCGACAUUGCCACUGAAAGCCCUCUCACGAGUGUGGGGGCGCUUCAACGAGAUCGACAUCCCCUACUACCUGCGCGUCCCCGGCUUCAAGCUGUACUCGUUCAUCUUCGGCGUCAACCUCGAUGAAGUCUCGGAACCUGACCUCCAUGUCUACCCCAACCUGGCCGCCUUCUUCUACCGCACCCUCAAGCCCGGUGUCCGCCCUCUUGACCCCAACCACGAUGCCGUCCUCUCGCCUGCAGACGGCAAGGUCAUCCAGUUCGGCACCAUCGAGCACGGCGAAGUCGAGCAGGUCAAGGGCGUUACCUACAGCCUUGACGCCCUUCUAGGCUCCUCGCGCCCCACGUCACCGAGCCAGAACGUGGCAGACUCGCAGAUCCGCUCCUCGACCACCCACGAAAAGGUCGGCGAGGAAGACGUCGUCCGCUCAGACGAAGAAUUCGCCCAAGUCAACGGCAUUUCCUACACCCUGCCCAACCUCUUCUCCGGACCAUGGCCCAAAGGCGGCAAGCCCGCUGAAAUGCCCUCCGACCAGUCCACCGCCCCAAAAGCAUCCUCCGAAGCCGAAGUCCGCGCCGAUCUCGCAAAGAGCGAAGCCGAGCGGCCCUGGUGGUCACCUGCGUCGACCAAAACACAGACCCAGCUCUACUACUGCGUCAUCUACCUCGCGCCAGGUGACUACCACCGCUUCCACUCACCCGUCUCGUGGGUCGUCGAGAGCCGCCGCCACUUCGCCGGUGAACUCUACAGCGUGUCGCCCUACCUCCAACGCACCAUGCCCGGCCUAUUCACCCUGAACGAGCGCGUCGUCCUGCUCGGCCGCUGGCGCUGGGGCUUCUUCUCCUACACCCCCGUCGGCGCAACAAACGUCGGCUCCAUCAAAAUCAACUUCGACCGCGAACUGCGCACUAACUCGCUCACCACCGACACAGCCGCUGAUCGCGCCGCCGAGGAAGCUGCAGCCAGGGGAGAGCCGUACUCGGGCUUCGCUGAGGCUUCGUAUGGAUCUGCUAGUCGCUUCUUGGGCGGCCAGCCGCUGAAGAGGGGCGAGGAGAUGGGCGGGUUCCAGUUGGGAAGUACGAUUGUAAUGGUCUUUGAGGCGCCGAAGGGUGAGGGACCUAGUCCGGGUGAGGGGUUGCAGGGCGAGAGACACGGCGGGUUCAAGUGGAACAUUGCGCAGGGCAUGAAGGUCAAGGUCGGGGAGGCGCUAGGCGCAGUGCAAGUCGACGAGUCGAAGUAAGCCAUGAUACCAGAGUAGUCAAGAAUCUUCUGUAUAAAAACAGUUCUCCCAUCUCGAAGAAGAAAAGACGUCCAUGUAAAAAAAAAGAUUCCCUUGAUUAUGACUAGAAAUUACUCCCCCACUCCAACUAACUAU